UGGAGCAUUGGAUAUGGGGUAUAUGUAUGUUUUGAGUGGAUUUAUACUUUGUUGAGCCAAUGUUCCGUUUAUUCUGUCAAGGUACUCAUAACAGGUACACAGCUAACAUUGUCCCAUGUAAGCUUUCGAGGGGAACCAGGAAGCAGGUCGGUUUAAACUGCGCUGUCAUUGGACGAUGUCGCUGAGCCGUGACGUAAUUGUUGUAAAUUGUAAAAUACCCGUAUGUCCUCGCGACAUUCUAUCCGGUACUCAGCGGAAACAUGUCGGGGAGGAGAGAGCCGUGCGGGGGAACUGCGCUUCUGAAAUGGACACCUAAGACAUAAACUGAACGUUGAUCUGUCCGGACGGAUGGUGUCGUUUUAGUCGAGUUAGCAGCUGCGGAGGACGAGCUACUAUUUCACGAAAACGGGCUAAGAGACAGGCAGCUGGGGAUUGAUCAGAGGAAAUAGCAGACUAGCAGUUAGGCGGCUGGCUCGGUGUUGUUAACCCAGAGAGAGUGAGAGAGACACCGUGUGCGCACUCUAAACAAGACGGGGUCGCUGCUUGGAAGGGGAUGUUAUCCGUACUGUCUUAUGGCAGACUGGUAGCCAGGGCUGUCCUGGGCGGACUCUCUCAGACGGACAGUCGGGACUACAGCCUGAUCACCGCCAGCUAUGGCUUCGGCAAAGACUUUCGAAAGGGGAUCCUGAAGAAAGGGAUGUGCUACGGAGACGACGCGUGCUUCAUUGCGCGGAACAGAAACGCCGAUGUUUUGGGUGUUGCAGACGGCGUUGGUGGUUGGCGUGACUACGGCGUCGAUCCGUCUCAGUUCUCCGCCACGUUGAUGAGAAGCUGUGAGCGACUGGUGAAGGAGGGACGCUUCACGCCCAGUAACCCAGUGGGUAUCCUGACCUCUGGCUACUACGAGCUCCUACAAAACAAAGUCCCCCUGCUAGGGAGCAGCACGGCCUGUAUCGUCGUCCUGGAUCGACGGAGUCACCGGUUACACGCGUGCAACCUCGGGGACUCGGGGUUCCUGGUGGUUCGGGAGGGAGAGGUGGUUCAUCGCUCGGACGAGCAGCAGCACUAUUUUAACACGCCUUUCCAGCUGUCCAUCGCUCCUCCUGGAGCCGAAGGGGUGGUGCUCAGUGACAGCCCCGACGCAGCUGACAGCUCCUCUUUCGACGUGCAGCUCGGUGACAUCAUCCUGACGGCCACCGACGGCCUGUUUGACAACAUGCCAGACUACAUGAUCCUUCAGGAGCUUAAAAAACUUAAGACUUCCAACUAUGACAGCAUCCUGCAGACUGCACAGCGCAUUGCAAAGCAAGCUCACGACCUUGCCUAUGACCCCAAUUAUAUGUCUCCUUUUGCACAGUUUGCCUGUGACAAUGGUCUGAAUGUAAGGGGAGGGAAGCCAGAUGAUAUCACGGUGCUCCUGUCAAUUGUGGCAGAAUAUACAGAUUGAAAGUGUGUGUGUGAGUAUGUGUCUUGAGAGAGAGCGAGUGUGUGUUUGUGUGUGUGUGUGUGCGCGCACGCUUAUCUGGGGCUGAUCAUCUCUUCCAGUCUGCCUGAAUCUUACACCUCUCCAAAAACGCGCUGCAUCCUGUGGGCCGACGUGGAGGCCCGACAUCACAACACACACUCCUCCCUGCCGGCCCGACGUCCACUUGUGUACAUUUUUGUUUUCUUUCUCUGUUUUUGUUUUGCUGCGUGAACGGUUGAGGGGAAGAAGGCAGCUAGGACUCUUCAUGUUGACCAUGAUGCCGCGCUACGACGUGCCCUUCAGUCUCAUCGUGUGGAGUGAAACCUUGUGUGCGACUUGUAAGCGUAGCAGGCGAGGGUUUCCUGGGAGAACAGCGAUUAGACAGUUGAACCCGGCUGGCUCUCUUUGUGGUUCCUCGUUGUGGGUGUGUUUUGAACAAAGCAUGAAGAUGGGACUGCUGGGAAUGGAUGGGGCUUAUUAGAGAACGGGAUUAGAUGGUUGGGUCUCAAUCUCCUGGGUUUGGGAAUGUGUGUGAUGGAAGAGCCAACUAUUAAUCAAAGGGAAAUAUCUGUCAGUGCGCACAUCCUCAUGAGUUGUAAAUAUUUUUGUGUUUUUAGGGCUUGAUUCUGGCCUCGCUGUUGUUUUGGUUAUUAAAGCAAAGAGCUAUUUUGUUACUUUUUUUGGAGGAUGUACACAUGUGCAUUCAUAAAUAUAUUUUCCUGUAUAGAUGUUAAUCUCUUGAGGGUUUUUUUCUUUUUUUUUAUCAAUCCUACACUUGCACUCGCUGAAAUGAACAAGAAGAGAGAUUGCUGCAACACCUGUGUGGUAGGAAGGGUGGAAAAGCAUGUGUGAGAGGCAUAAAUGUUAGAAGUUGAAAUAUGUGGUGUAUUUAAAUGUGGAUGUCUGUCCCACAAAGCUAAAUCUAGCAUUUGGGAAUGCUUAGAAUUGCAAUAAUGGGUCAGGCAGGACAAUAUGUAUUUUGUUAAUGUUAUUUAGUUAUAAAAGGAGCAAACUGUCUGCUGACAUGAAAUAUGGAGGAUGGGUUGUAGAUCCAACUAUCUUAAUGAGAAUCAGGUGUGUGUUCUUUCAGUACUGUAUUUCCCUUUCUUUUUUUAAAUGUGUUUGUCGCUUCCCUUUUGUAAUUCAAAUUUCUGUAUACGUGUGUGAGAUGCAUCAAAUGGCAUUUUUAAAUGACACUGGUAUACGAUUCUGCUCAUGAUAGUCUGACUCUUGUCCGACCCGCUCACCCGAGCGGUUUGGACAAUGUCUUUACAGUUUAAAUGCAGGGCAACCAAAGACCCAUUUUGUGUGUGUAUAUUAUGCACAACGCUUUGUUUUUACAUACAUCUUGCAGCAAUACUGUAAAUUUAUUGUGCUCUGAAUCUUGUUUGAUUGCCAGCGGUGUAGGUGGAAAUGUUCUGAGGGGCACUAAAAUGCCUUCGCUAUGCCUAAAGUAGUUUUAUCAGAGCAUCAUACUGUGGGGUUUAAGUUAUUUCAUUGGUUGCAACCAAGUAUAAGACCUGGUUAUGACACCAAAGAAGGAAAGCCAUAUAUACAUAUAGAUGACAUUAUUAUUAUUAUUAUUAGUAAAAUAGUAUCUUCAUGGCUUCUGUCUCAGCUAAUGGCACCAUAUGGGUUAUUUUCCCACAUUUGUCAUCUGUUCUUUUUUUCCCCCGGUGGUUUAUGAUUGGUGUUUAAAAGCUCUAAACUUGUAUUUACUUAAAAUAGCCCUAUACUUGACAGAUGUCAUUCGUAUGCCGAAGGAGGGGUGUUUAGAUAGGUAAUGGUGCUGUGAACUAAUGGUAAUGGGGUGUGCACAGUUUCAGCCUUAACAAAUAUCUAGACCUGCAAUCGAGGCCUUUCCUGUCGUUGCAAGCUUGUGAUGUCUUGUUUCGGCCAUGCUGCCCUUGUGUUUGACGUAAAUGAAGUCCCCCCCGUGUCUUUCUCUCCUGUGAAGUUGUAGUGUGAAGUGUGUGUGUGUGUGUGUGUGUGUGUGUGUGUGUGUGUGUGUGUGUGUGUGUGUGUGUGUGUGUGUGUGUGUGUGUGUGUGUGUGUGUGUGUGUGUGUGUGUGUGUGUGUGUGUGUGUGUGUGUGUGAGAGAGAGAUGCACUUAUGUCUACAGUGAAACAAUGCAGGUCUAAUUUCUGUAAAUAUGUUUUGAAAUAUGUAUAAUAUUUAAAUAAAGAAUCUAGUAUUUAUACUAAA
Messenger RNA from Pungitius pungitius (ninespine stickleback), 3670 nucleotides. Its product is annotated as protein phosphatase PTC7 homolog. The transcript is spliced from 6 exons. NCBI's taxonomy places the organism in Eukaryota, Metazoa, Chordata, Actinopteri, Perciformes, Gasterosteidae. The record is from RefSeq and is a predicted model, not a curated record. Gene Ontology annotation, biological process: protein dephosphorylation. Gene Ontology annotation, cellular component: mitochondrion. The coding region runs from base 554 to 1447 and encodes 297 amino acids. Gene Ontology annotation, molecular function: protein serine/threonine phosphatase activity.